Messenger RNA from Phyllotreta striolata, 1965 nucleotides. NCBI's taxonomy places the organism in Eukaryota, Metazoa, Arthropoda, Insecta, Coleoptera, Chrysomelidae. The record is from the annotation of a GenBank genome assembly.
AUGGAUAAAACUCAGCUAUCAGCGGUGUUGCAACUGCUUAAAAAAUACAAUCUAAAAGGCACUGAAGAGAUUCUGCGGAAAGAGGCGAACAUAUCGGACAAUUUGAACGUCGAUUCGCUAAAUAGAGACGCCGACGUGAACAGCAUACUAAAAGGCUACAAAAGCGAUGGAGAUCCAGAAGCGUAUGAAGCAGCCUAUACAGACUUGAAGAAAUUCGUCGAAUACUCCUUGGACAUCUACAAGCAUGAAUUAGGGGCCAUUCUCUUCCCCGUGCUCGUGCACAUGUACCUCGAGCUGGUUUACAACGACCACGCUGAUAAGGGGAUCGAACUGAUGAGGAAAUUCGGCCCCGAGCAAGAUUACUAUUACCAAGACGAUUUGAGGAAAUUGGCUAUGAUCGUUAAGAAGGAGCAUAUGAACGGCAACGAAUUAGCCGAAACGUUUAAAUCUAACCAAUUCGUCAUCAGAAUAUCCAGGGACACUCUGAGCCUGCUGAAGAGACAUUUGGACGAAAAGAAGAGUUCCGUUUUGUUCAACAUAAUACAGGAUCAUUUGUAUUUUGAUACGUACGAAGGCGUCGCGAGGAAUAAGAGUCAAAUUGAUGCUACGGCUGGGUCUUUAGGCGGAGAGAUAUCUAGGUAUAACAAGACGAAAGUGUAUUACGGCAUACCGAAAGGACCGGAUCCGAUAACCAUAGCAGCGCCUACUGAGGAAGAUGACGGCGACGGAGGCGGAGGUGAUCCAGACAAUCCUGAUAAACCGAAAAAGAAAAAAGCCAAAAAGGACCCCAUGUUUUCGAAGAAGACGAAAUCAGAUCCGAACGCUCCCCCGCCUGAUCGUAUCCCUGCUCCAGAAUGGAAAGACAAUGACAAAGCUGAGAAGUUUAAGGCGUGUAAGGAAGCAUCGAAAAGGGUUACUUUAGGGCCAGAUUGUAUGCCGUCCUGUUGUUGUUAUACAUUAUUAAACGCCAAUUAUACAGUUUGUUGUGCAGAGAUAACUGAAGAUUCCAGCAUGUUGGCCGUCGGUUUCAACGAUUCUAUAUUGAAAGUAUGGACUCUCGUACCUCAAAAGUUGAAGGCCAUGAAGACCGCAGAACAGUUGGAGGAGGUUAACAUCGAGGCAGAGGAUGUGUUGGUGAGAAUGAUGGACGAACGUUCCGGUGAAACUUCUCGAACACUAUGCGGUCACAACGGUCCCGUAUAUUCGGUAUCUUUCUCACCCGAUCGGACUCUAUUGCUGAGUUGUUCGGAGGAUUCGACUAUACGUUUGUGGAGCCUCCAAAUAUGGACGUGUUUGGUGGUGUAUAAAGGCCACAUGUUUCCCAUAUGGGACGUCAAGUUCUCGCCUUUGGGGUACUACUUUGCCAGCGCUUCUUUCGACAGAACAGCCAGGCUUUGGGCCACCGAUCACUAUCAGCCAUUGAGACUAUUCGCCGGACACUUUUCGGACGUCGAUUGCAUACAAUUCCAUCCGAACGCGAAUUACGUGGCGACCGGUUCGAGCGACAGGCGCGUGUGCUUGUGGGACUGCGCCACGGGGAACAGGGCCAGGAUAAUGACGGGACACAAGUCUCCCAUCCAUUCGUUGGCGUUCAGCAACGACGGUCGGUAUUUGGCGUCGGGGGGAGCGGAUUGUAAAGUUCUAUUGUGGGAUCUGGCCCACGGUCAUCUGGUCGCCGAGAUGACCGGUCACGAGAAGACCAUACAUUGCUUGGCGUUCAGUAGAUGCGGUAACGUUUUAGCUUCCGGUGGUUUGGAUUGCACGUUGAAAAUAUGGGACUUUAGUAAACUGUUGGAGGAAUCGAAUGCAGAGGAAUUGAACGUGUCUCAUAAUCCCGACGUUAAAUCGGGGGAUUCUUAUCUUUUACGGAAUUUCGCAACGAAAAACUCUCCGUUGAUAAACUUGCAUUUUACUAGAAGGAAUUUGUUGAUUGCUGUAGCAUUAUUCGAUGGGGGGAGUACGUGA